Molecule: messenger RNA, 222 nt
Organism: Plasmopara halstedii
Lineage: Eukaryota; Oomycota; Peronosporomycetes; Peronosporales; Peronosporaceae
Exons: 2
Coding region: 1-222 (73 amino acids)
Source: RefSeq, a predicted model, not a curated record
AUGGUGGCGUCGGCUAUUGAUGUAGCGGUAUAUAUACUUCUUAACAUGCUCCAAUUCUGUGCCGAUACCUUUGCCAUGUCGUGCAGCAUCUCGCCCACUUUUGCACUUUCGGUAUGUCGAUAUAGCGAACAGGUGAGACGCAUCAGGUGUGGUGCUGCUGAAGCCUUUCAAAACAUUAUAGCUUUACCCCACUUGCACGCAGCGUGCGUUAAUGCCUUGUGA